AUGUUUUCGGUAAAUGCAGCAUCGGUGCCUCAUAACACAGGGGACAUGAAGCCUUGCGGACGUAAUCCACAAGGAUCUUCUACUCCAAUGACCGUUCCAACGGCGGGAUCUUCCACUACUCCCUCCACUACACUCUCCUCAACAUCUGCAACUCCACCCCCAACAUAAGUCUGAGUGAAUUCAAUGCGACAUCCUGUACAACCCAUAAUAAAUUGUACUUAGAUUGUCGUGUCAACUAUAUUUUAUUACAAUAAAAAAUUGAUCCCUAUAUCAUCAAUCAUAUAAAUAAUACAAUAAAUGUAAAAAAAAAAA
Molecule: messenger RNA, 312 nt
Organism: Nezara viridula (southern green stink bug)
Lineage: Eukaryota; Metazoa; Arthropoda; Insecta; Hemiptera; Pentatomidae
Source: the annotation of a GenBank genome assembly